ACAAGUUUUUUCACAAUGAAAUCAUCGAAAAAAAUCCCAUCGACAGCUCCAAACGAGGCCUGUUUGAACAACAUCCUCAUUAUUUGCUCACCUAUGCGACAGGAAGAGCAUUCGAUGUCCUAAAGAUUCAACUUUCAUCAAUGAAGACGCUCCUAAAUUCAACCUCGGAGCUUCAUCCUCUCAUGGCGACGACGUCUUCCUACGUGGAACUCGACCGUUACAAGCUUAUCCCCUUCUCUUUCUCGCCCCUUCGCGCCUGCCCAUGUCGCCCACUCCCUUCGAAACCCAUCAUUUUUUCUCGGGUCAGCGCCAAUUUCGGUCAAAUGGGUUUGUUCCUGGACGGCUCGAAAGCUAAACGGACCUUUUGGUUUAGCCGAAAAGGCGUCGUCUCGCCCCGCCGACGAUUCAUUACUGCUUUCGCUCCAGCCCAGCCGGGCAGCCUUAACGGUGAUAAUGUCGAACAGGAAGUUGACAAAGGCCAAACAAAAUCAAUGAGUGUGGAUACGGCUUCAGAGAGCCAACAGAAAGCAAGCCAGUUAAAGAAGAGAAUUGUUUUCGGACUUGGAAUAGGAAUUAGUGUAGGGGCCGUGGUGUUGGCUGGAGGAUGGGUUUUUACUGUGGCUUUUGCUGCUGCCAUCUUUGUUGGUUCUCGAGAGUAUUUUGAAUUGGUUAGAAGUCGUGGAAUAACUUCAGGAAUGACUCCUCCUCCGCGAUAUGUUUCACGAACCUGCUCUGUCAUUUGUGCUCUCAUGCCCAUACUCACCUUGUAUUUUGGUCACAUUGAUGUUUCUGUGACAUCAGCUGCCUUUAUUGUGGCUAUGGCACUUCUUUUACAGAGAGGAAAUCCUCGUUUUUCACAGCUUAGUAGUACCAUGUUUGGCCUAUUUUAUUGUGGAUAUCUUCCUUGUUUCUGGGUCAAGCUUCGAUGCGGUCUGGCAGUGCCAGCCUUAAACACUACAAUAGGAGCGUCAUGGCCUACUCUUCUUGGUGGGCCAACUCACUGGACAAUUGGCCUUGUUGCAACCUUAAUCUCUAUCAGUAGCAUCAUUGCAGCUGACACCUGCGCAUUUCUGGGUGGCAAGGCAUUUGGUAGGACACCGCUUAUUAGUGUUAGUCCAAAGAAGACAUGGGAGGGAACAAUUGCAGGCUUGGGUGGUUGUAUAGCCACUUCUGUUGUUUUAUCAAAGAUUCUUUGCUGGCCUAAAUCCAUGCUGAGUGCAAUAGCUUUUGGGUUUCUCAAUUUCAUCGGGUCUGUUUUUGGCGAUCUUACUGAAUCAAUGAUAAAACGUGAUGCGGGUGUAAAAGACUCCGGAUCUCUUAUACCUGGACAUGGAGGAAUACUAGAUAGGGUAGACAGUUAUGUUUUUACAGGUGCACUUGCAUACUCUUUUGUCAAAAUCUUUCUGCCACUUUAUGGAGUUUGAAUCAAAUAACAAUCACUCUCAAAGGUGAAAUUAUAAGUGAAGAAUCAAAGUUUGAUCAGAAAAAUUUUCUGGGGUUUUCUCAUUUUGGAUGGCUGCAUCGGACAGAACAAUUAGUCAAAUAAACUUGAAGCUGGAAGAAAUCUCUCUCUUAAAAAUAACUCUAUGUUUUAGGUGCUCCACCAGGAAUUGGAAUAAAUCAAUCUCAUCCUAGAAAAGCAUUUCUAUAUACCCUUUCUUGCCUGAGAGGGGAUUUGGUGACAAGGUUUUUAACUCCACCUGAUAGAAUGUUAAAGAGAUCUCUUUCUGGACUUGGAGGAGAACACUUGUGGCCGAGACUAACCAGAGCCAGAGGUCAGUUUGUUGAUAUAUACAGUAGCCAAUAAUAACUGAAGAGGCUAGUUUAGUCUACAUAUUCAUCAUCUUCUUUUCACUCUCUUGAAAUUCUUCAAUAAAAUCUUCUUUGUUUGUU
Humulus lupulus (European hop) is the source of this 1893-nucleotide messenger RNA. Its product is annotated as phosphatidate cytidylyltransferase 4, chloroplastic-like. The coding region runs from base 141 to 1424 and encodes 427 amino acids. The transcript has 7 exons. Gene Ontology annotation, molecular function: transferase activity, transferring phosphorus-containing groups. Lineage: Eukaryota; Viridiplantae; Streptophyta; Magnoliopsida; Rosales; Cannabaceae. Gene Ontology annotation, cellular component: membrane. The record is from RefSeq and is a predicted model, not a curated record.